Molecule: messenger RNA, 8672 nt
Organism: Echinops telfairi (small Madagascar hedgehog)
Lineage: Eukaryota; Metazoa; Chordata; Mammalia; Afrosoricida; Tenrecidae
Gene: ZNF148
Product: zinc finger protein 148
Exons: 11
Coding region: 578-2962 (794 amino acids)
Biological process (GO): regulation of transcription by RNA polymerase II
Molecular function (GO): RNA polymerase II cis-regulatory region sequence-specific DNA binding; DNA-binding transcription factor activity, RNA polymerase II-specific
Source: RefSeq, a predicted model, not a curated record
CAGUCAGCCUUGUUCUGCAAAGGACUUCAUGGGGCAAGCAAAAAUAUAUCCACUCUACGUGAAUAGAAGUAAUUGAAGCAGUCCAGUACAAGAGAAGACGAGGGAAGAAAGAGUGCUCUGUUUAAAGACUGAUUAAAGGAGGAAUCUGCAGCCUUGAAAUUCAUUUAAGUGACCUGUCGGGAUGGGCGUUUGCCUGACCUACUUUAUAGAGGAAUUGGAUGGCAUAAGUGAUUAAGGUGUUGAGUGUUUCUGAAGCCUAUGAAAGGUGGAAACUCAACCAUGAUUUCUUUUUCAACUCUACAGCAUUCCCUUCCUUGAAGUCUUCAUUUUUACCUUAGUCUCAGCCCUGAUGAUAGGACUGUGGCCCGGGAGCCUGUGAGAAGGAAUGAGGCCAGGGCCUUUUCAAGUUGAGAAGUGGUUUGGCGUGCUACAAAGUUGGACAAGCCAGAUUGCAAGUUUGCCACCUAAAGAUUUUGAAAAAUGAAAUCAGACUCUUGGUCCUUUGUCCUGCAUAUAUUCUAAGCUCAUAAUACUUGGUACCCGGGAGAACAAGAUAAACAAGCAGUUAUACUUAAGCAUGAACAUUGACGACAAACUGGAAGGAUUGUUCCUUAAAUGUGGCGGCAUAGACGGAAUGCAGUCUUCCAGGGCAGUGGUUGUAAUGGGUGGAGUGUCUGGCCAAUCUACCGUGUCUGGGGAACUGCAGGAGUCAGUGCUUCAGGAUCGGAGUAUGCCUCACCAGGAGAUGCUUGCUGCAGAUGAAGUGUUGCAAGAAAGUGAAAUGAGACAGCAGGAUAUGAUCUCACACGAUGAACUCAUGGUCCAUGAAGAGACAGUGAAAAAUGACGAAGAGCAGAUGGAGACACAUGAAAGACUUCCUCAAGGACUACAGUAUGCACUUAAUGUCCCUAUAAGUGUAAAGCAGGAAAUUACUUUUACUGAUGUAUCUGAGCAACUGAUGAGAGACAAAAAACAAAUCAGAGAGCCAGUAGACUUACAGAAAAAGAAGAAGAGGAAACAACGUUCUCCUGCAAAAAUCCUUACAAUAAAUGAGGAUGGAUCACUUGGUUUGAAAACCCCUAAAUCUCAUGUUUGUGAACACUGCAAUGCUGCCUUUAGAACGAACUAUCACUUACAGAGACAUGUCUUCAUUCAUACAGGUGAAAAACCAUUUCAAUGUAGUCAAUGUGACAUGCGUUUCAUACAGAAGUACCUGCUUCAGAGACAUGAGAAGAUUCACACUGGUGAAAAACCGUUUCGCUGUGAUGAGUGUGGUAUGAGGUUCAUACAAAAAUACCAUAUGGAAAGGCAUAAGAGAACUCAUAGUGGGGAAAAACCUUACCAGUGUGAGUACUGUUUACAGUAUUUUUCCAGAACAGAUCGUGUAUUGAAACAUAAACGCAUGUGCCAUGAAAACCAUGACAAGAAACCAAGCAGAUGUGCCAUCAGAGGCGGCCUUCUGACGUCUGAGGAGGAUUCUGGCUUUUCCACAUCACCAAAAGAUAAUUCACUGCCGAAAAAGAAGAGGCAGAAAGCUGAGAAAAAAUCGUCGGGGAUGGACAAAGAGAGUGGUCUGGACAAAUCUGAUUUGAAGAAAGACAAAAAUGACUACUUGCCGCUGUACUCAUCAAGUACGAAAGUAAAGGACGAGUACAUGGUAGCAGAAUACGCUGUUGAAAUGCCACACUCUUCAGUUGGGGGAUCGCACUUAGAAGACGCAUCAGGAGAAAUACACCCACCUAAGUUGGUUCUUAAAAAAAUUAAUAGUAAGAGAAGUUUGAAACAGCCACUGGAGCAAAAUCAAACUAUUUCACCUUUAUCCACAUAUGAAGAGAGCAAAGUUUCAAAGUAUGCUUUUGAACUUGUGGAUAAGCAAGCAUUACUUGACUCAGAAGGCAAUGCUGACAUUGAUCAAGUUGAUAAUUUGCAAGAGGGGCCCAGUAAGCCUGUGCACAGCAGCACUAAUUAUGAUGAUGCCAUGCAGUUUUUGAAGAAGAAGCGGUAUCUUCAAGCAGCAAGUAACAGCAGCAGAGAGUACGCACUGAAUGUAGGCACCAUAGCCUCUCAGCCUUCAGUAACCCAAGCAGCUGUGGCAAGUGUUAUCGAUGAAAGUACCACAGCAUCUAUAUUGGAUUCCCAGGCAUUGAAUGUGGAGAUAAAGAGUAACCAUGACAAAAAUGUGAUUCCAGAUGAAGUGCUGCAGACUCUGUUGGAUCAUUACUCCCAUAAAGCUAACGGACAGCAUGAGAUCUCAUUCAGUGUUGCCGACACUGAGGUGACUUCCAGCAUAUCAAUAAAUUCUUCAGAAGUACCGGAGGUCACCCAAUCAGAGAAUGUUGGAUCAAGCUCCCAAGCAUCCUCGUCAGAUAAAGCCAACAUGUUGCAAGAGUACUCAAAGUUUCUGCAGCAGGCUUUGGACAGAACUAGCCAAAAUGAUGCCUAUUUGAAUAGCCCGAGCCUUAACUUUGUGACUGAUAACCAGACCCUUCCAAGUCAGCCAGCGUUCUCUUCCAUAGACAAGCAAGUCUAUGCAGCCAUGCCCAUCAAUAGCUUUCGGUCAGGAAUGAAUUCUCCGCUAAGAACAACUCCAGAUAAGUCCCACUUUGGACUAAUAGUUGGUGAUUCACAGCACUCAUUUCCCUUUUCAGGUGAUGAGACAAACCAUGCUUCUGCCACCACAACACAGGACUUUUUGGAUCAAGUGACUUCUCAGAAGAAAGCCGAGGCUCAGCCUGUCCACCAAGCUUACCAAAUGAGCUCUUUUGAACAGCCCUUCCGUGCUCCGUAUCAUGGAUCAAGGGCUGGCAUAGCUACUCAGUUUAGCACUGCCAAUGGACAGGUGAACCUCCGGGGACCAGGGACAAGUGCUGAAUUUCCAGAAUUUCCCUUGGUGAAUGUAAAUGAUAAUAGAGCUGGGAUGACAUCUUCACCAGAUGCCACAACUGGCCAGACUUUUGGCUAAAAAAAAAAACAACCCAUGUAAAUAAUACUGGCACUUUAGAACAGAUUAAUCAAGAGUGGGGUUACUCUGUGUGAGAUGGAGUGCUGUACAGAUUUAAGAGCAAUGCGUUAUAACAAGUUUAAGCUGAUAGGAAUAGCAAGAUAAUGCAGUACCUGCGUUUUGUUUGGUUAGUCAGCAUUCUUUGAACUGCCUUAUACGUUGUGUCACCGUUAUAGAAGCGAUGCAUCACUUGUUUUAGAUCAGAACCUUGCUAUUCUACCUACACCAAGUUAAAAAGGAGGGGGAAAAAAGACUUUCGCACAAUUGUUUCCUAACUGAUAUCCUGUACAUUCUUAGGAGAUUAGUAAUUGUGUGAAAUUUACUCAUACUGUUUGUAAUUUUUACAGCGUAGUCAUUGCACUUCAGCAGGGAAUCUGAGUAUACUUUACAGAGUGAACUUAAAAGUUUCAAUGUCAAGAAAUUAUGGCUUAAAUAAAUUAGUGUGUCCUAUAGGGCAAAUAAACAAACCAAGAAAAACCACCUUUUAAAAAGAAUGAUAUGCCAUAUACCCUUGAUUUUCAUUUUGCAUUAUAUUGAUAUGUGUUUUUUUGAAGAAAAAAGUAAUAAAAAAUCUGAUAGUCUAAGACUCCACUAUUUAAAAGCCUAAUUACUUUUAAAAUAUGCAUACUUUCAAAACUUUUACCAAAAUACACAACUAUUGAAGCAUUCACUUCUCUAUGGAAGUAUGCAUAUUGGUGUUAGUUUCUUUGUACAGUUGUACCUAGAUAUUUUUUAUGAUUUUUUUCAUGUGCAGGUAUCAAGGUUUUGAAGUUUUAGUAAUAAAAUAUUCUGUAGAUUACAUUCCCAAGAACAUAAUGCUUACACAAAAUGUAUAUUCCACGUUUUAAAGCUUAAUUGUAUUUUACUUUACAUAUACACUUCAGUUAAUAUAGAGCACUUAGAAUCUAUUUGGUAUUUUUGAUUUCUCAAAAGUAAAAAAAUAAUAAUGAUUUAGAUUUUUAGGUUUGAUAUGAUUGUGUCAUAAUCAUCUCAAUGGACAAAUUUUAAUUUUUGGCAAUAAAAGGAAAUUGGUUUAUCUUUGGAGCUGUAAAACCUGCUUUGAUCCUUCUCUUUCUAGAGUCUCAAUAGAUUGGAUAGUUAAACAGAAUCCAGAGAACUAAAGAAAUGGGCAUUUUAAUUGCUUAUUUUAUCUUCAGUUACUUUUUUAAUGAACAUUAUUCAUUGCAAUUUUACAAACCAAAAGUGUUUACUAAUUCUAGUAACAACAAUUUCUUUUUCAGCUAGAUGAGUGAUCGGAAAUUUUUUGUUGCAUUUCAAAAUCUAAAUAAACUACAAACUUUAUCCUUAUACCAUGAAUGUUUUUUUUAAAAAAAUACUUUGUCUUAAAAUAAUACAGCAUGGUACAAUAAAUAGUGAUUUUUAUAUAUCUCUAUAUCUCUAUCUAUCUCUAUAUAUACACACCUUUCUGAAGAAUGAUGGUUUGAGUUGCAUAUUGGACAGUUUUCAUUUUUGGCAAAUAAUAUACUAAUUCUACCCUUUUUCACUUUUCCCAACAUUUUAGUUUUCUUAUUGACAGUUUCCCCCAUCUUUGUCACAGUACGCAUACUGAUAGAGCACCAGUGAUAAUCUAAAAUUAAUACCUCUGGAAGGUAAAACCUGUUGGUAAUUUCCACUCUACCCUUCAUGUUAGCCCUAUGAAUCUGUAGUCUUUGUUUCAUCCUAGCAUGUGUUAUCCAUUUAAAUUAUUUUUUCUUUUAUUUAAUGAUAUCCCAAGACUGUUCUCAUAAAGACAGGGGAACGAGCAAAUAAUCACCUUACCACCCUUCACAUUUAUUUUGAAUGUAUUGGUGUGUCUGUAAGGAAUAUCAGUUAUGUGUAAUGUGGUUUCCGCUACACUUUGGUUAUUAAAGCUUUGCUUGCUUGAAAUACUAGUUGACAGCUUUCUUUGCUGCCCAUUUUUGAAAGGAACUAGACUUCAUUGGAGUUGAUCCUGAAGUUCUGCCAUAUUGACUGAAGGUUGGAGCGUGUUGUGUUGUGUUGUGUUGUGCAUCACAGUCGCGAGAAGGCUCCAUGCAGGUGAGAUCUAAAAGGAAAGUGCCCAUACUAGCGAGGCGUGGAUGUUUUCUACCCCGGUGUUUUUGAUGAUAGGAGGCCUUUACUCCCUGAGUUGGAUUUUUUCAGCUCUAUCAAAAAUUGUGUUCUGUUGAGAACUGGAUGCGGUUCUUGUUCCAGCAUGAAGUUUUUUGUUUCUCUGUCUCAACAUCACCAGCACAGUUUUUUGGAGUGUGACUCUCUUGCUGAGCAGGUAGGGCACAGAGAAGAAGGAAGGCCUUUGAACGUGGAAGUUAUGCAAGCAGAAAUCCAGCUGGCCCACUUCUCUCUCUCGGACACAUUUCUUUAAAUCUACAUAACGGCAGACUUUUCUACCAGGUUAUAAGCAUUUUUUGAGAUAAGUGAUAUUUAGCAGCAUAAAUUAUUAACUUACCACUCAAGUAUAUUCAUUACUUUCUUACUGUGAAAUUAUAAAUGCCUACCAGGGUUACCUUGUAUGAUCAUCAUCGUAAUAAAACAUCUCAGUCACUUGGGUUUCCCCAUUUUGGUUCAGAAGGUUAUUUAUUUUGUACCUGGGCAUUAAUAGAGAAAACGAGUAGCCUUGGGUGUGGCCGUAGGGUGGAGCCUUGGGGGUGUAAGGUACCCUUUUGCAGCUUGUGUUUUCUCAUUUCUCUCAGUGAGCAAAAUGGUUGUAGGAAAACAUGCUCUUAACUCUGAUACUUGUUCACAACAUGUGUGAGGUGUGCUUUUCCACUUAGGACCUAGUGUCACGUGUGAAGAUUGGAAACAGUUCACCUUCGGUGAGGUCACAUCUUGAACCUCUUCUAAGUGUGUAUGUCUUUUCUUCCUUGUGGUCUGUUGCACACGGAUCUCAUGUGGCUCCAGGUACCUGGCGGCUUCUCGGUCCCUGGACUCUACGUGGAGACUUUCCUCUUGGCCAGGAGGAGUUUGCUCAGCCCGCCAGCGAUUGUCAGUAGUCCCGUCCUUGUAGCUCUUUCAGAAUUAGAGCAGGCCUUGUGCUCAGGGUAGGUUUCAUUUCCACAACAGAGAGAAAUUUACAGAAUGCCAGCUAGGUUAGAUUUUAGCCACUUUCAGUUUAUUUGGGUUUUUAAAGGGCUGUUUUUAAAAAGGGAAAAAAAAAAAGCCAGGAAAUCUUAAAGUAGGCAUUUCUGUAGUGCUACAUUUCUUAGAGGAUUUUGAACUAGAAUUCUUGUUUUUUCCCCACGACAUAUUUACUUGAAGCACUAUUACAGUAAAAAAGAAAAAAAAUUGAGUCUGCAAUUUAAUUUAAACUUUUUCAAUUUCAAAUUGCUUUAUUUCAGGGAAAUAUUUUCCAGUUUUUGCUAUAUCUGCAAAUAAAAAAACCUUAUGUUUCCUUUUUCACUUAAACUUUGGUAGGAAACAAACUAAAGCAGACAAACAUUUCAUUGUUGUGUUUGUUGCUUUCUUUAAUCCAAUGGAUAAAAAAGUAAAACCCUGUAAACAUUAUUUUAUUUUUUUAUGCAAUACCAUGCUGUAAAUAUGGUUCAUCAAAUAAGGAUGUACCUAUGAUUGAAUCUUUACUUCUGCACAGUUAGAGUUUAUAUAUAAACGUGUCUUGACAAUCAAGGACUUUUAUGUGAGUCUUCCUUUACAAUGUUUUAUUAAUGUUAUGCAUUCCAUUUGUUUUAAAGUGAGUACCAAUGUGCUAAUUUGUAUUGUCUGGAAGUAUGUAAUGUUUUUACAGCUUGUUUUUAAGAAUCUGUAAAUAUGUACAAACAAAUCACUGCUUUAUGUUAGAAGGCAUAUGAUGUUGUACUGUAUGUAAGCAAUAACACAUAGCAGUGCUAACUUUACAAGUAGCAUCAGGAAAGUUCUAAAAACAUUUCAGAGUUAUCAAUUAUCCUUAUUUCAUUCAACAGUGAUUACCUAAUCAGUUUUUAUAAGCAAAAUUCCAUUGUUCCUCCUAUCGGAACGUAACACUGUUUACACAGCAUGAUUGAAGUUGCAGGGGAGACAGGCUAGCUCUGGCUUCGUCUGUACUCGCUUUCACUAAGCAUCGAAUGGCCUUACCACUCUUCUGCAAGAGGGAGGAAGACCGCAAAACUCAGUGCCCAUCACACUGAAGGAAGGGGUGUGCUUUGUUUUUGUCUUCUUCCCUGCUCCUGUACUGCGAACUAACCUUGCGGUUUGCUUUGGGUAUUAGCAUUGGCUCCUGUGUUCAUUCACACCCGUAAGGUUGAGGUGUCGUCAGCUCCAUUGUGACGUUGCUAGUUCCCUUCAUAUUUCAUAGCGUUAUGUCAGCACUGCUGAACUUCUUACUUUGGUCUUUAGAUACUUAUUUUUCAACUGAUCAGAUGAAUUUAUUCAACUUCAAUACAAAGAGACAAACCUAAUGUAGUUUGAGUUGAGUAGAUAGUAUACUGUACAGAACGGCUAACUAUUUGAACACACAUCACUGCUUUAGAGAUAAAGCCGCCAAUUUAUAAAUGUAUAUGACCUACAUUUUAUAGGAGAAACGUUUUUAAAUGCUAGUCAUUUAUAUAAUGUGCUUUGAAGGAUUUGCUAGUCCACUUCUGUCACUUUUUAGUACACUGGUAUCUUUUAUAUGUAAUGUAUGCUUUUUAUUAUUGUAGCAAAGCAUUUCAGUAGAAAGAAUUUUGCAACAAUAUGGGGAAACUUUUUUCAUUGUUGGAUUUGAAUUAUACUGGAUUUUAUCUGUGUAGUUUUACUUGUCUUUAUUUUAAUGCUGUCUGGAAGGGAACUUGGUAUCCAAAUAAAGCAGGUAACCUCAUUUUAUUUCAAGGGCAUACUGUGUAGUGCUGAAUUUAAUCUGGAGAUCUGAUGAUUUUGAAAAGGAAAAAAGUUUAUAAAAAUUGUACAGAAGAAAUUAAAUGUGUGAUGGAAAUCCUGAUGAUGGAGCACGUUGACUUUUCUGAUACAUAGUGUUGUUUUCCUGGGAUCCCCUAUGCCUUCUUUGUAUCCCAACUGAAAAAUGGGAGGGAAAAUCCCUUCUCACUGACACUGGUAGGAUAAGAGGACAUUCUGAUGAUACAGUGUUACCUUUCCUGUCCCUUUCUCAAUCACUGUAAAUUAAGAUGUUCUAUUUCCUAUCUAUAAUUAAACAUGUACAUACUAGAGACACUGUUGUAUAGAACUGAAUGAAUUGGUUUGCUUUGCUUGAUUGAGUAAGUGGAAAUAUUUUAUGGAUCCUGAGAAUUCAUAAAAUGCCAGAGCAAACUUACCCGGGGAGACAGGGGUGGUGCGAGCACUGUGUGUGUUGAGAACCCUGACUGCCGGUGGUUUCUCCAUCCCCAGGGUCCCACUGUGACGGGAUCUACUGCAGCUUCACUCACGCUCAGAAACAAAGUGGGUCCCUCCCCCCCCCAAAUAUGCGCAUGAAAGCUCAAAAUCUACUCAGGUGAAAAUUGUUUUGCAAUGAAACUUAUCACAUUGGAAUUUUCACUGUUAAAUAACAAGAUAUUUGUGAUAUUUUUAAAUAAAUAAAAAUAAACUUUCACAUCAGUAGUCAGCAGCCUGACAGUUGACAUUUGGUAAGUUGAUAUAUUUUGAAAUAUAUUUUGCCUUCCAAGUAGAAUUGUUUUUGAACAAUUGGGAGGGGUUUUUGUUGUUUAAAUGCAUUUUUUUAAUUGUAAAAAUAAAGUCUUGCUUGACCCCA